AUGACGCGGUUCUUACGCGUUUUCAAGCAUCUGGUCACACGUACAGGGGCCUGUGUAGCAUGUAGAGCAGCAGCGCGGGAUGCGAAUCGCUGGCGCUGCGUGACCUUUGGUCCAAGCUUCGGCGCAGCAAUCGACAAGGAAGGUGCAGUAUACGUAUGGGGACAAGUCGAAGAAGGUACCUUCGUGGAGCCUCUACCAUUGGCCGCCGGCGGGAUUGUUGACUGUCGGUGUUCCGCCACCGACCUGUACAUGCUCGGGGGCAACGGCAACGUUUGCGUGCUACGCGACGUCAAAAGUGCAUUACACAACAUCUCCGCAAAUACUACGAGCAAGUUGCCAUCUGUGUCUGGAGAUUCUGGCAACGGGAGCACCACUGGCACCUCGAGUCAUGACAGUGGCACCGUAGCCCAGACACAACAGGCCGGCGAGCAGACAGUGGAAAAAACACCGCUUCCUGCACCUGAACGCAUAGAAGGACUAGCAGGAAAACGUAUAGUGAAGAUAAGCGUUGGGAACGACCAUGCAGCAUUUCUUGCCGACGACGGUUCACUAUACUGCUGCGGGGAUAACAGCUUUGGACAGUGUGGAAAAAAGCCUUUAAACGUCAGAAACGACUACAGUUUAAUGGUGUUCCAAUAUAGCGUGGUGAACCCUGUCGAACAUAUCGAUCUCCACAAGGUGCGGUUCAAGGAUCCCGCUACAUCCGUGGUAGAUGUAGUAUGUGGCGGCCGGCACACGUGCUGCGUUGACUCCGACGGAAACGUGUACACAUUCGGGGACGACGCAAGCGUCCAACUCUUCCUCGGUGACACGCGUGGAAGAACGCUGCUGGAACUGGAACAUUAUAAGCCCUAUCGCGCCCGUAAUGGAGAAUCAAACCACAGCUGCACCAAGUACACGCAGACCGACUUGCACCUACAAUUCAACCCUAUACCAGUCAACCAAGUCGGCAAGCUUAGGGAGUGCCAGUAUCUGAUGCGAGGAGCUGCUACAACUCUCGCAGCUGGAGAUGAUUUCAGCAUCGUGGCUGCUACGCCUGAGGAGCAAGGUGAUCGCGUGACGCACCUUAUUGCCAGUGGAGGCAACCGCUAUGGCCAAUGCGCCAGUGCCGAUUUCAGGAUGCACCGGCCUCGAGUAACUCGGCUUUCUGGUGUGCUGCUGCCGCGCAGCUUCGGAUGCGGCAGCAGGCAUUGCAUGGCGGCCUUGGACAAUGGGCAGAUCGUUGGUUGGGGAAGCAACCAGCACCGUCAGCUUGACCCAAACAGUGAGUUAACUUGUAAUUAUGACAAUAAUGUGCAGAACGCAGUUUUUUUAUGUCCCCAACUGCGAUUCUGA
Messenger RNA from Babesia ovata, 1335 nucleotides. Its product is annotated as regulator of chromosome condensation (RCC1) repeat-containing protein, putative. The coding region runs from base 1 to 1335 and encodes 444 amino acids. The record is from RefSeq and is a predicted model, not a curated record. Lineage: Eukaryota; Apicomplexa; Aconoidasida; Piroplasmida; Babesiidae. The transcript is spliced from 7 exons.